AUGAUGAUAGUAGCUGUCUACUGCCCGGUGAUAGCAGCUCUCUUUAUCGUUUUGAAGAUGGUGAAUUACCGUUUGCACAGGGCACUGGAUGAGGGAGAAAUUGUGGAGAGGAAUGCUAGUGAGCAUCUGGACAGAGGUGCAAAACCAGAACAAAGCAGUGUUUCAGCCAAGAGGAAAGACAGCAAUGGGCCCAGUGACCCUGGUGGAGGGAUUGAGAUGUCAGAGUUCAUACGAGAAGCAACUCCCCCUGUUGGCUGUAGUUCACGCAAUUCUUAUGCUGGGGUAGAUCCAAACAACCAGGUUGGAUCUGGGUUAUCUCGUUUGGGAACAGCAGCAACAAUCAAAGGAGAUACUGACACUGCCAAGACCUCUGAUGAUAUCAGUUUGAGUCUUGGCCAGAGUUCUAGCCUAUGUAAAGAAGGGAGUGAAGAACAAGAUUUGGCAACUGAUCGGAAGCUUUUUCGUCUGGUGUCGAAUGACUCGUUUGUCUCCAUCCAACCUUCAUUAUCCUCUGGACAGGAUUUGCCAAGAGACAACAGUGAUAAAGUGUGCCUCUCGAACAACCAGCUCAUGGACCAGUCUAAAGCCAGUGCAUGUGACACGGAAGUAGCUUCGCUUAUAACUCUGCAUUCUCACUCCUAUAGGAAGGAUCAUAGACCACGAGGUGUACCAAGGACUUCUAGCUCUGCUGUUGCUUUUCCAGAUGCUUCACUAAAUGACUUCCCUCUCUAUCAGCAAAAACGAGGACUAGAUCCUGUCAGUGAGUUAGAAGCUUCCAAGCCUCCUUCUGGAUCCAGAGAGUCCUUGGCUGAGAACUCUUGCAUUUCAGGAGUUUUUCAGUUAGAUGACAUUCUGAAAAGUAGCAGCCCUCAACCAUUGGCUAAGAGCGGGAAAAGCAAAUCCUUGAAAGCAGACAAAAGUGUGGACAGUCUGCGAAGCCUGAGUACUAGAAGCAGUGGUUCCACAGAAAGCUACUGCAGUGGGACUGAUCGUGACACUAACAGUACCAUCAGUAGCUAUAAAAGUGAACAUACUAGCUCGACGCAUAUAGAAAGUGUGUUGUCGGAGCACGAGGAGGAAUCUCCUAGAGAAGAGAAAAAGGAGGGUAGGAGAAAGGACUGUGGCAUUGACUCGGAGGAUGACAGUAGUUCUACUACUGACAAAAGGACUAGUAGCGAAAGGACUGCUGUGGAAGUGAGCACUGCCGGUGGUGUUCAAGAGGUAAAGCGUCCUAACGCAUCUGACGAGAUGCUCGGUCAGAAAGGUCUCGGUGCCUCUGCUUCAGAAGAGGCCAAUAAGAACCCGCAUGCCAAUGAACUGACUACGCAAGCAGACAGGCCGCCUGGAAAGGCUGCCGAACAAAGAGAUGAGCAGAGUGAGAAGCUAGUGUUAGUAGACUCAAGAGCCUCUAAAGAAACGAGUGGAAAACAAAAAGAAGGAGAUGUUCGACCAAAAUCGUCUAGUUUGAUACAUCGAACAGCCUCUACCCACAAGUCCAGCCGGAGAAGGACAGGAAAAAAGCGGGCUAGUAGUUUUGAUUCGAGUCGGCACAGGGAAUACGUUUCCUUCCGAGGUGUAUCUGGUACUAAACCUCACAGUGCUGUGUUUUGUCACGAUGAGGACUCUAGUGAUCAAAGUGACUUGAGCAGGACAUCAAGUAUGCAGUCAGCUCACCAGUUCAGCAGUGAUAGCUCUUCCAGCACCACCUCCCAUUCAUGCCAGUCUCCUGAGGGAAAGUACAGUGCUCUAAAGACCAAAUAUGUUUCUAGAGAACGUGGGGGCACAGACCCUGAAACUGCUCACAAAACCCACGUAAGCUCGGAAGGAAUUAGCAAAAAGCGAUCUACACGCCGGACUUCUAGCACAAACAGUGCCAAGAAUCGUGCCAGAGUUUUAAGCCUGGACAGUGGUACUGUAGCUUGUUUAAAUGACCCAAAUAGUUUAAUGGCACCAGGUAACAUAAAACAGUUAACCACUUCAAAAUCUGAUUUGGAAGCCAAAGAAGGAGAGGUGCUAGAUGAGCUAUCUCUGUUGGGAAGGGCUUCACACUUAGAGUCAGUCACUCGUUCUAGGAAUAGCUUACCAAGCCAGGCUACGUUUCCUGAAGGGGAAGAGCAAGAAUCAGCAAGUGGAGCAGCACAAGCCAGCGAGGAGACUGUCACGUUUCGCCGUGAACGCAGCACAUUUAGGCGUCAGGCAGUACGACGCCGGCACAAUGCAGGGAGUAACCCUACCCCUCCUACAUUGCUCAUCGGAUCACCCCUCAGCCUUCAAGACGUUCAGCCAGGCCAGCAGCCCUCCUCCCAGGUCAGAGCGCAGGCCCGUCCCCCCUCCCAGGCCGCUGUGCUGGGCGCCAGCACCUCCUUGCUGGUGAGAAAUGGGAGUGUCCACUUAGAAGCAUCCCAUGGCACUGCAUCUGCUGUAGGCGGUAGCAGUUUGCACGAUGAACUGGGUAAGUUCAGUUCUACGCUCUACGAGACAGGGGGCUGCGACAUGUCACUUGUGAACUUUGAGCCAGCUGCAAGAAGAGCAUCCAACAUCUGUGACACGGACUCUCACGUAUCGAGUUCUACCUCAGUUCGCUUUUAUCCACAUGAUCUAAUCAGGUUGAACAGGCUGCUAACCAUGGACACGGAUCUGCUGGAGCAGCAAGAUAUUGACCUGAGCCCCGACCUUCAGGACCACAUGCAACCUCAAGAGGAAGCAGCUCAAAAAGUCAAGCAGUACUAUCGCUUUUGGAUCCUGCCUAAGCUUUGGAUUAGCAUAAAUUUUGAUAGAUUAACUCUUCUGGCUUUAUUUGAUAGGAAUCGUGAGAUCCUUGAAAACGUGUUAGCUGUCAUCCUAGCUAUUCUAGUUGCAUUUCUGGGCUCUGUACUUCUCAUAGAGGGCUUUUUCAAGGAUAUUUGGGUCUUCCAGUUCUGCCUGGUAAUAGCCAGUUGUCAGUACUCGCUGUUGAAGAGCGUUCAGCCCGAUUCUUCUUCCCCUCGACACGGUCAUAAUCGUAUCAUAGCCUAUAGUAGGCCUGUAUAUUUCUGUUUAUGUUGUGGUCUUAUUUGGCUGUUGGAUUAUGGCAGCAGACACAUAUCUACAACAAGGUUCAGGUUGUAUGGAAUGGCUUUCACCAACCCGUUGCUGCUGCUGUCAGCCAGGGACUUAGUUAUAGUGUUUACACUAUGUUUCCCUAUAGUAUUCUUCAUUGGUCUCCUGCCUCAGGUGAAUACAUUUGUGAUGUAUCUCUGUGAACAGCUGGAUAUUCAUGUCUUCGGUGGCAAUGCUACCACAAGCCUGCUUGCAGCACUUUACAGUUUUAUCUGUAGUAUUGUGGCAGUAGCAUUGUUGUAUGGACUGUGCUAUGGUGCCCUGAAGGAUUCUUGGGAUGGGCAGCAUAUUCCAGUUCUCUUCUCCAUAUUUUGUGGUCUGUUAGUGGCAAUAUCGUAUCAUCUCAGCAGACAAAGUAGUGACCCUUCCGUGCUUUUCUCUUUAGUGCAAUCAAAAUUUUUUCCUAAUUCUGAAGACAAAAACCCUGAGGAUCCUCUGUCUGAAGUAAAAGAUCCUUUACCUGAAAAGCUUAGAAAUUCUGUGAGUGAACGACUGCAGUCUGAUCUGAUUGUGUGUAUAGUCAUUGGUGUGCUCUAUUUUGCAAUUCACGUCAGUACAGUUUUUACAGUUCUACAG
Molecule: messenger RNA, 3675 nt
Organism: Apaloderma vittatum (bar-tailed trogon)
Lineage: Eukaryota; Metazoa; Chordata; Aves; Trogoniformes; Trogonidae
Product: pecanex-like protein 1
Exons: 18
Source: RefSeq, a predicted model, not a curated record